AUGGACGACCGCGAUAGCCUAGAUCCCUUUACCACGAGCGUGCACGAUGCACAGAGGCAUAGGCACUCCGCAUUCGAUAAAUCGCAUUUCUCGCUCUACCUGAAUGGCUCUCCCGAGCAGGCGAAACGGGCGCUUCAAGCCCAUCUCUCGGAAACUGCGCGCCGACUGCAAGAGACAUCUGUGUUAGGGAACUCGCUCGUCCAGCAGAAGAAGGAGCUGGAGGAGCGGUUGAGGGAAGUGGAGGCACAACAAUCAAAUAGCGAGAUCGGCCCGGAGCUGCGGCAGCGCUUGGCGGAUUUGGAGAAGGAGUUCAAUGAGGUCGGAAGGGAGACUGCGAGGGCCUUUCUCCCCAGGUCACGAGUUCCUAGCGGCGAGACGGAUGCCACAGGUGGUGCUUCCGUAUAUUCUAGCGAGGCUCUUGCAUCGCCUUCGAAAGUCAGCGUGCCGACGAGGAAGCAGCGGAACCAGCAACCAAGCCGGGUCAAUGAGCUUACGCUUGCCACGGAGAUCUCAGCCUCGCUGCUCUCUCAAGUAAAAGAGCUUCAGGCAUUGCUUCUGGAAAAGGAGGAAUUGUUGAAGGCUACCAACUUGGAAAGAUCGCAGCUGGAACUGGAGGUGGAAGGCCUGUCCCAGCGACUGCGGACUCUCGACGAACGCGAAUCUCAGCUCAAAGAUGUGAAUUGGAAUUUGGAGACGCAGGUGCGCGAACUGGAAGCAGCCGCAAAGGAGUCCGCCGACAAGGAAGCACGAACCAAUCACAACUUGAGCGUUGCUCGGGCGGAGAACUCAACGCUGGAGCGGGAGCUGGAUGAAUUGAAGCAACUAUAUGCAAAGCUAAACGAUGAUCACAUUGCUAAAGUCAAGCAUCAUGAAGCAGAGAUAGCAGGCCUUCGACGAAAUGCCAGCGCAGCCGAAACUGAGCGCAACGCUCUGCAGCGAAAAAUCGACGAUCUGGCGUCUCAGAAUCAGGAGCUUGCAAGAGCUGUGGCUUACCGCAUGCGACCAGAGGAACAAGUGCCGAUCGAGGAGACCCCACCCGAUGCCGACGCUGACGAGGGUACUACCAUGACUCCUGAGCAUUCUCCUCUGCCAUCUCCGAGCAAAGCUACACCGCGUCAUGGCCAGCUCGAAUCGGAAACGCUUAAGCAUUCACUCCAGCAUGCUCAUCGCAUGAUCCAGCAGCUUAAGAACAAUAUUCACCGCGAGAAGACGGAGAAGCUGGAGUUGAAGCGGAUGCUUCAGGAUGCCCGUGACGAGCUCGAGACGACUCGUAAUUCCAUGAAUGGCUUGGGAAGUGCGAGCAAGCGUAGGAAGCAGGACAAAGACGUGUUCAAGAAACCGCCUCGACCGGAUCGUCUAGGCAGCUUCCGACCUGCCACCCAGGAGAUCGUCACAGAUGAGGAUGAAUGGGAAGACCAAGAAGUAGUACACAGUACGCCUAGUCGACGCUCUCGCCACGCCGAUAGGGUGCCUGGAGCCUUCCCUGGUGGAUUCAGCUCCGCUGCUGAUACAAGCACCGAGGCGUCUGACGCCUUUGAGACCGCAAAUGAACGUGACGGAACCGCAACGGAGACUGAGGCCUUCCAAACCGGAGCAGAGACACUGGAUGGAGAUAGCACGGACGAGUUGACUGAAACUGAAGCGGGCCGUUCGACGGGUACCAUCCGGGGACAGAGGCCGUCGCCGCGUGGUAUGGUCAGUAACAGGGAUUCGUAUGAAAGCACAGCCUCCACGUCUGGUGAGGAAGACAACGACGUGGAUCUCAAGACGCCCAUACAGUCUCAACAUCCUCGAUACAAGCUGAAGAUGCGGCAGGCGGGUUAUCGACGGUCGACCCCCAGGAGCCAGGAUAUCUUUGCCAAUGCCUCUUCUGCUGUAAACACUUCACCGGCCAGCUUCACAAGUACUAGCAACCACGGCACCCCAGCGCAAGGGAAGAGCCUUUUCGCCGAAUUGGGCGAUUUUGGGGGCGAAAGCGAAGACGGAAGUGUUGCAGAAGGCACGCCGAGCAGGUCUAGCUUCCAUUCCCCUGAAUCUUCGCCAGAGACGCUGCGGAAAUCAGUGCUUGCCGUGUCACCUCUUCAACCUAGCUCUCUACCAAAAGUGCUCAUGGUAGACUCGGAAAUGAUGACGGAGCCUUGGGAACCCGAAGUCACCACAGUAGACUUGUCUCUGUCGUCGUUGUCGUCACAGACAACGGAGCCUCAGGCGCCACCCCUGCCUGCACUUGGGCUGUCGUCGUUCGAGACGCAAGCAACAGAACCCAUACCUGCAUCUUCCUCCCCACUUGGGCUGUCCACGGUCUCGACGCAAGCUACUACGCCGCUACCUGCAUCUCCCCCUCUACUGGGACCGUCCUCCUUGGUGGUGCAGGCUACUGAGCCCAUAGUUGUGCCGUCCCCAUUACUCCAUCUUUCCAGCCAUUUCGCCCAAGAAACCGAGCCACAGGCACCUCGACGAGCGCCCUUGCUCAUGUCUGCACAUAUUUCUCAAGACACCGUGCCCCGACUUGCUCCACCUCCUUCGUUCAAUCUAUCCGGACUAACAGCGCAAACGACGGAUCCCAUUUCCUCAGUUACAACAGACCAGAUCGUGCCGGCUCUCGACUUAUCUCCAAUUUCGCACCAGGCGACUGAGCCCUUGGAGCCCACGUUGGCCGAAGUGCUUCCUCUGCCGGUGCCACUGCCUGGCAGUGAAAAGGAAGUGGAGAAGCAACCGGCGCCUGUACCAUUGCAGAUGUCGACCGUUUCAAGUCAGAGCACUCCGCCUAUCGAGCCAUCACUCCCCAAGGAGCCAGCACCAGUGCCGUUGCAGAACUCAGCCAUUUCAAGUCAAAGCACGCAACCUGUCGUGCCAUCCUUGCCGAAGCCACAACUCUCUGUGGUGUCAACACAGGCAACGGAGCCCAUCGAGCCACGGAAGCCUGUGUUCUCGCAGACUCCAAUACUCUCGGCUCAGGCUACUGAACCUGUGGAGCCCAGAGCUCAACCACUCGGAAUAUCCGUGUUAUCUUCGCAAGGCACUUUACCUGUCGAAGCCAAACCUCGCCCACUUGGGAUAUCCGUGUUUUCUUCGCAGGACACUCCACCUGUCGAAACCAAAUCUUGCCCACUUGGGAUAUCAGUGAUAUCAUCACAUGACACUUCACCUGUCGAGCCGCCCACACCCCCGCCUUUACAGCUGUCCGCACAUUCAUUCCAAGCCACCGAGCCUGUUGACAUUCACAGACAAGCCUUACCGCAGUUUUCAGAGAUCACAGCGCAACAAACAGUGCCUGUUGCCGCCCCUGCGGCGAAAUACGAGAACGGGUUAUCUCCCGUCGACGUGCUUCACGAUGUCCAGCCCGAGUCACCCACGCUUCCCAGCUUUCUUCCCAGUCCAAGCAGGCCCUCCACCGCUAAACGAGUGCCUCGUCUUGAUUUAUCUCUCUCAUCUGUCAAUUCUCAAGAAACUGAGCCUCUCACACCUUCGAGACCUGCGACAGCUCAUCGUGCUGUGUCUGUUCCGACAGACAGUUCCUCGGAGUCUACAACCGACAAACCUGCUAGUGCAAAACUUGGGUUCUUCAGCUCCGCCGUUCUUUCUUGGAGCACAAAUGAUCCUUCCGCUGCGGGCGAACACGAAACGUCCCAUUCUCCGGCGCCAAUCUCCACAGUCGAAAGCCAACCCCAGGUCCCGUCACCGGCACCGGCGAAUCCGCGGGCGCCCACUGUUGACGAGGGAACGCAGACCAUGGUAUCGGCGGAUCAGAUUGAUAAACUGCUUGCAGCUCGAAGUGCACAACGGUACCCAAAUAAUGUUGCGACGAACAAUACCGAGAGAGCCAUGUCGCCACCAACAUCACCGCGUAGAAUGAGUGAUUCUAAGGUUCCUAGACGUCAUGGUAGUUCCAGCAGCAUACGUUCUCGCACCGAGCCGCCUCCUCCACUCCCUGCUGACCACAGGGAAGUGAUUGCCGCAGCUGCUCUUAAAAAGGCACCCUCUGUCGUAUCCGCUCCGCCUGGGGAUAUGGGACCGCCAAUCAUGCCAGCUUCGGCAUAUAAGAAACGGCCCCAGACGCCAACGGUCAAGACGUCUGGCCUGAUAAAUACGAAGACGGGAGGUACCACUCCUCGUCCUCGUAAUCAGGCCCCUCGUAGCGACGUGGGAAGAAGUGGAGCUUCAUCGCCAAUGACGCGCCGGUCAUCGGUGUCGUCCUUCGGUUCGGAGAUAGAUCGUCGUUUCCAGGGCAUAUCAGACCCGUUUUCCCAGAGUGGCUUCGAUGCAAGUAAUACCGAUCCACGCAUGAUUCAAGCUGUCACACAGACUAUGAUCGGCGAGUUCCUCUGGAAGUACACCAGGAGAACUGGGCGUGGUGAACUGUCCGAGAACCGCCACCGCCGAUUCUUCUGGGUUCAUCCUUACACUCGCACAUUGUACUGGAGCGACCAUGAUCCCGCAACCGGAAGCCGUAACGAAAUGAAGGCCAAGAGUGUGCCUAUUGAGGCGGUUCGGGUUGUUCCAGACGACAAUCCCUAUCCCCCAGGCCUCCAUCACAAGAGUUUGAUUAUCGUCACACCAGGCCGGUGUAUCAAGUUCACUGCCACUACUGGUCAGCGACAUGACACCUGGUAUAACGCACUUUCCUACCUGCUCCAGCGCACAGAGAGCGGAACUGUGGAGAGCCAAGAAGAGCAGAAGGAAAGUGUGGACGAGAUACAAGAUGAAUUCAAUCCCACCUAUCGUAGUUUGUCAAGGCUUACGAAUAGGUCGCGAACAUCCUCGUACUUCAGCCGUCAGACCGCUUCUCCUCACCCGGGCGAAGUGCCCACCCUGCGACAGUCGACGACUCCUCACAGACGUCCCGCGUCUACGGAGCCUCCUCAAGAGUCUGGCCGCCUGAGCAGCCUCAGUGGCUACUUCAGGCCUGGAUCCACGCUCCGCAACUCUUUCACCAGCCGGCGGAGCAGGACGGGUGCACAAGAGGCUGUGGCAUAUGAGACGCCCGAGAAUGAUCCCAACUAUGAACUUACGCAAGAGUUGGCAACCAAGAGUGUUCGCGACAGGGAGCACAUACCUGGAAUGGAGAAUGUCAGGGCCUGUUGCGAUGGCAAACAUGACGUUGGUCACCUUCACACUCCCACUCCGAAACACCGACACAGCAGUUUCCGAGGCACUCGAGCGUCCGUUGCCGGAUCUGUCAGCUCGCGUUCACAGUCACGGACUGAGUCACGGGGCCCCAACGAAUGA
This is a messenger RNA of Westerdykella ornata, 5229 nucleotides long. RefSeq lists its product as uncharacterized. The record is from RefSeq and is a predicted model, not a curated record. Gene Ontology annotation, molecular function: tubulin binding; phospholipid binding. Gene Ontology annotation, biological process: maintenance of protein location in cell cortex; microtubule cytoskeleton organization; dynein-driven meiotic oscillatory nuclear movement. Bases 1 to 5229 code for a protein of 1742 amino acids. The transcript is spliced from 2 exons. NCBI's taxonomy places the organism in Eukaryota, Fungi, Ascomycota, Dothideomycetes, Pleosporales, Sporormiaceae. Gene Ontology annotation, cellular component: cell cortex; mitochondrion.